Molecule: messenger RNA, 5157 nt
Organism: Galeopterus variegatus (Sunda flying lemur)
Lineage: Eukaryota; Metazoa; Chordata; Mammalia; Dermoptera; Cynocephalidae
Gene: UPF1
Product: UPF1 regulator of nonsense transcripts homolog (yeast)
Exons: 25
Coding region: 1-3345 (1114 amino acids)
Biological process (GO): nuclear-transcribed mRNA catabolic process, nonsense-mediated decay
Cellular component (GO): cytoplasm
Molecular function (GO): hydrolase activity; RNA helicase activity; ATP binding
Source: RefSeq, a predicted model, not a curated record
AUGGAGGGCUCUGCCGAAUGUGAGAGCCCCAAACUGGAAACAGCCCGCUCCAGUGUAGGCAAGUGGCUUCAUGGUCUGACUGCCUCGUCAGGCCUCAUGCUCAUUGGCUCCUGGUCACACCUCAAGGAGCUGUCCCCACCUGAGGGCUGGGCCCUGCACUGGAAGUCAGAGACUGUGGACAAGCCCUGCCCACUGCUUUCAGCUUUGGAGCCCUUCUGGGUUGGACCCGAGGGCAUCCUGCAGAAUGGGGCUGUGGAUGACAGUGUGGCCAAGACCAGCCAGUUGUUGGCCGAGUUGAACUUCGAGGAGGAUGAAGAAGACACCUAUUACACGAAGGACCUCCCCAUACAUGCCUGCAGUUACUGUGGAAUACACGAUCCUGCUUGUGUAGUUUACUGUAACACCAGCAAGAAGUGGUUCUGUAACGGACGAGGAAAUACUUCUGGCAGCCACAUUGUAAAUCACCUCGUGAGGGCGAAAUGCAAAGAGGUGACUCUGCACAAGGACGGGCCCCUGGGGGAGACGGUCCUGGAGUGCUACAACUGUGGCUGUCGCAACGUCUUCCUCCUCGGCUUCAUUCCUGCCAAGGCCGACUCGGUUGUGGUGCUGCUUUGCAGGCAGCCCUGUGCCAGCCAGAGCAGCCUCAAAGACAUCAACUGGGACAGCUCGCAGUGGCAGCCCCUGAUCCAGGAUCGCUGCUUCCUGUCCUGGCUGGUGAAGAUCCCCUCUGAGCAGGAGCAGCUGAGAGCACGGCAGAUCACUGCUCAGCAGAUCAACAAGCUGGAGGAACUCUGGAAGGAAAAUCCCUCUGCCACCUUGGAGGAUCUGGAGAAGCCGGGGGUGGAUGAGGAGCCGCAGCACGUGCUCCUGCGGUACGAAGAUGCCUACCAGUACCAGAACAUAUUCGGCCCCCUGGUCAAGCUGGAGGCUGACUACGAUAAGAAACUGAAAGAGUCACAGACUCAAGAUAACAUCACGGUCAGGUGGGACCUGGGCCUUAACAAGAAGAGAAUCGCCUACUUCACUUUGCCCAAGACUGACUCUGACAUGCGGCUGAUGCAGGGGGAUGAGAUCUGCCUGCGCUACAAAGGGGACCUGGCGCCCCUGUGGAAAGGGAUCGGCCACGUCAUCAAGGUCCCCGACAAUUAUGGCGAUGAGAUUGCCAUUGAGCUGCGGAGCAGUGUGGGUGCACCUGUGGAGGUGACUCACAACUUCCAGGUGGAUUUCGUGUGGAAGUCGACCUCCUUUGACAGGAUGCAGAGCGCAUUGAAAACAUUCGCUGUGGAUGAGACCUCUGUGUCUGGCUACAUCUACCACAAAUUGCUUGGCCAUGAGGUAGAGGACGUCAUCAUCAAGUGCCAGCUGCCAAAGCGCUUCACAGCCCAAGGGCUGCCCGACCUUAACCACUCUCAGGUUUACGCCGUGAAGACUGUGCUGCAGAGACCACUGAGCCUGAUCCAGGGCCCGCCAGGCACGGGGAAGACUGUGACCUCAGCCACCAUCGUCUACCACCUGGCUCGUCAAGGCAACGGGCCUGUGCUGGUCUGUGCCCCGAGUAACAUAGCUGUGGAUCAGCUGACCGAGAAGAUCCACCAGACGGGGCUGAAAGUCGUGCGCCUCUGUGCCAAGAGUCGCGAGGCCAUUGAUUCCCCGGUGUCCUUCCUGGCCCUGCACAACCAGAUCAGGAACAUGGACAGCAUGCCGGAGUUGCAGAAGCUGCAGCAGCUGAAGGAUGAGACUGGGGAGCUGUCGUCUGCCGACGAGAAGCGCUACCGUGCCCUGAAGCGCACUGCUGAGAGGGAGCUGCUCAUGAACGCGGAUGUCAUCUGCUGCACAUGUGUGGGUGCUGGUGACCCAAGGCUGGCCAAGAUGCAGUUCCGCUCCAUUUUAAUCGACGAAAGCACCCAGGCCACUGAGCCAGAGUGCAUGGUUCCUGUGGUCCUCGGUGCCAAGCAGCUGAUCCUCGUGGGUGACCACUGCCAGCUGGGUCCGGUGGUGAUGUGCAAGAAGGCGGCCAAAGCUGGGCUCUCACAGUCACUCUUCGAGCGCCUGGUGGUGCUGGGCAUCCGGCCCAUCCGCCUGCAGGUUCAGUAUCGCAUGCACCCUGCACUGAGUGCCUUCCCGUCCAACAUCUUCUAUGAGGGCUCUCUCCAGAAUGGCGUCACCGCAGCGGAUCGUGUGAAGAAGGGGUUUGACUUCCAGUGGCCCCAGCCUGAUAAGCCAAUGUUCUUCUACGUGACCCAGGGCCAGGAGGAGAUUGCCAGCUCAGGCACCUCCUACCUGAACAGGACGGAAGCUGCAAAUGUGGAGAAGAUCACCACAAAGCUACUGAAGGCAGGUGCCAAGCCAGACCAGAUCGGCAUCAUCACGCCCUAUGAGGGUCAGCGCUCUUACCUCGUGCAGUACAUGCAGUUCAGUGGCUCCCUGCACACCAAGCUCUACCAGGAGGUGGAGAUCGCCAGCGUGGACGCCUUCCAGGGCCGCGAGAAGGACUUCAUCAUCCUCUCUUGCGUGCGGGCAAAUGAGCACCAAGGAAUCGGGUUUUUGAACGACCCCAGACGUCUCAAUGUGGCCCUGACCAGAGCAAGGUACGGUGUCAUCAUUGUGGGCAACCCAAAGGCUCUGUCAAAGCAGCCACUCUGGAACCACCUGCUGAACUACUAUAAGGAGCAGAAGGUGCUGGUGGAGGGGCCCCUAAACAACCUGCGUGAGAGCCUCAUGCAGUUCAGCAAGCCCAGGAAGCUCGUCAACACCAUCAACCCGGGAGCCCGCUUCAUGACAACAGCCAUGUAUGAUGCUCGGGAAGCCAUUAUCCCAGGAUCGGUCUAUGAUCGCAGCAGCCAGGGCCGGCCCUCGAACAUGUACUUCCAGACCCACGACCAGAUCGGCAUGAUCAGCGCCGGGCCCAGCCAUGUGGCCGCUAUGAACAUUCCCAUCCCCUUCAACCUGGUCAUGCCACCCAUGCCGCCACCCGGCUAUUUUGGACAAGCGAAUGGGCCUGCUGCGGGCCGGGGCACCCCUAAAGGCAAGACUGGUCGUGGGGGACGCCAGAAGAACCGCUUUGGGCUUCCUGGGCCAAGCCAGACCAACCUCCCCAACAGCCAGGCCAGCCAGGAUGUGGCGUCGCAGCCCUUCUCCCAGGGCGCCCUGACACAGGGCUACAUUUCCAUGAGCCAGCCCUCCCAGAUGAGCCAGCCCGGUCUCUCUCAGCCCGAGCUCUCCCAGGACAGUUACCUUGGUGAUGAGUUUAAAUCACAGAUUGAUGUGGCGCUGUCACAAGACUCCACAUACCAGGGAGAGCGGGCGUACCAGCAUGGCGGGGUGACGGGGCUGUCCCAGUACUAGAAGGUGGCAGCAGAAGAGCUAAGCUACCUGGCUUAGUCCAUCAGCAUCUUAUUCUGGGUAAUAAAAAAUAAAAAUAAAUGGAUACCUGUUUUCCACUGCUAAAACUGAAGCACCACUGUGUGAGCAACAGGAGAGGGAGAGGAGCGACCGAGGGAGAGAGGAGGAGCCAAGACGGCGAGCGCCCACUGCUGGCACGCGGCAGCGGCGGCGGCGAGAAGGAGAAGGGAGAGCGGGAGGUGGGGCCGGCCCCCUGGAGCCCCUGCCCAGCCCGCUGCCUGCGAGGAGGCCCAGCGCUCGCUGCGCCCAGCCUGCGCUGCCACCAGGGUGGAGGGAGGAAGACCCUCAUCUCAGAGUAGCCCUUUCCUCUGUUCUUUUGUUCUUUUUCUCUUUUAUUGAAAGGGGACUACAUUUUAGCAGGAAAAAACUUCGCCUUUCUGUGCCCAAGUAGGCUCCUUACAGGCGGCGGCCGGCCGUGCCGGGCAGAGCCCCGUGCCAGUGCAGGUUCUGUCCACGCCGAAACCGCCCAGGUCACGCUGCCUGUGUUCUACGAGGGUUUUCAUUUAAAGAAAAUGUUUUGGGUCCUGUUUGUCUUUUUAAACAUUCUGUCAAAGGAGUACUGAAAAAUAUACUUUCCUAAGUUUGUCUCUACAUCUUAGUGGUGGACCUGGAAGAUGCAAGAAGUUUCCAGAAACGAAGUUUAAGCAAGCCAGUGCAACUGGAGACUAGGAUCAACACCUGUGAUGCAAUCUCGAGGAAGAUUUUUGUUUUAAGUUUUAGCUUCCAGUGGCUUCACGCUGUAGGGCAUCAGGCCGGUGAGGGAGUGGCCCCACUGGGAUCAGAGUCUCCACGUUCUCCACUGGACUCUGAGAAGCAGAGCUGCUUUCUGUGCAGUGGACUUGGCGCCGGGUUCUGGCCACCCCAUGAGGAAGGUGCUCGUGGCCCCACUGGGAGGGGCCUCAGCCAGGACUGGCUGUGAGGCCAGGGGUCGGGGAGGGGCUGGCAGCUUCUCCCCCCAGGUGGAAUGCAGCAUCUGAGAGUGCCUGUCUCCCUCCCCAGGAGGCACCCACAGUCCCUGUGGCUGGUAGCCACUCUGAGUGCCCCACCCCCCACCCCCAAGCCCCUACCUUCCAGCAGAGCUUUACUAAUGUGGGGUGGUUGCUGCUUUUUGGGGGGAAGGGAACUAAUCCAGAAAUAAGUUGGCUCUGUGCUGAAGGGGCUUGAAAGAGAGUUUAUCAGUUGGUGGGGGGCAUCUGCCUGGGUCUGGGUUUUUAUUGGAGGAGUUGCUUUAGUAGGGAGAGCUGCCCCCAGCUCCUUGCAUACCACAGGUUGGGGUGUCAGCCUCCCUGGCAACCACAAAGUUGAGGACUGUUCUCUGCCUACCCGGGCCCUGGUGACCCCCCCAGCUUUUCCCUCCCCAUGCAGUUGUCACUGGCCCUUAUGCCAAAGUCUCCAGAUUUUGGCUUCUACAUGGGACAGGGAUGCACAGGCCACCUUCCUUCUGGUGAGGACUUAUUUAUUACCAUUGCUGUAGGCCUUUCAGUUCCCCCCUUUCUUUGGUAGGCCGCAUAGAGGCACAGGUGUGGGUGGGUGUCCGCCGUGAGCCCUCCUGCAGCACCCCCUGUCCGUGGGGCUGGGAUGCUUUGCUUCUGCCUCGUGCCCUUGCUUUGUUCUCUGCCUUCCCAGCAGCGCUGCUCUGCGCUUCACAGAUUGAGGAGCAUUCACACCAAGGCAAUGUAACUUCUGAUUUUUGGUCAAUUUGUUUUAAGCUUUUUUGUCACCAAUAAAAUAUUAAUAAACAGUUCUUGUGUUCAA